UAUCCCUUUUUUCCUUCACCGAUAUCUACCAAGAAACCUCAAUACCCUCAUAUAAAUAUUUCUUUAAGCAAAAGCUUCUAAAAGUUAAAACCAAAACCAAGAAUCAAGAAAAUGGUGGGUGUUUCUUCAUCAACUAUAUUGGCAGAGAAGAUUUCUUGGUACUGUGCUUUGUUAAUGGCAAUACUGAUGAUUUUGAGUUGCUGUGAAGUUAGUGAAAGUGAAUUUGUGAUGAAAAACCAGAAUGGCUUUGUUGUAAAUAAGGGUUGUGAUGAGAUAUAUGUGGUAAGAGAAGGAGAAACAUUGCAUUCCAUUAGUGAAAAAUGUGGAGAUCCAUACAUCGUUGAAGAAAAUCCUCACAUUCAUGACCCAGAUGAUGUUUUCCCUGGCCUUGUUAUUAAGAUUACCCCUUUCAAUAAUAGGUAUUUUAAUUAAUUUUUAUUUUGUAUUUCUUUUCUUUGUAUUUUCAAUGAAAUUGUAUUUUAUUGGAAGCAAAAUUAAUUAAUCACUCGAUGUACACAUAAAUUAUACGUUGUUUUAUCAUUAGAUUUA
Molecule: messenger RNA, 549 nt
Organism: Jatropha curcas
Lineage: Eukaryota; Viridiplantae; Streptophyta; Magnoliopsida; Malpighiales; Euphorbiaceae
Source: RefSeq, a predicted model, not a curated record